AUUGUCUAUUAUUUAGUAACUUCCUCGGUCCGUUCCUGGCACAGCCAAGGGCCAACACGACGGUCAGGGACCCGCGCAGAGAUAAACAGACAGACGACGAGAUGGCAGCGGCGCGGAGCAUCGGGGCGUGGACGGGCAUCAUGCAGGCUUUGCUCAAUCAUACUAGGCCACAAAUUUCGAGUUUGCGUAAGAUUCACACAUCAGGUUCUCAAACCAAGGCUGAUGAAGGUCCUCAAGCACACUACUUCCCACCACUGAAAACUGCCAUGCUGCCAAAGGACACAUUCAAGGGGAAGACUGCCUUCAUCACUGGUGGUGGCACUGGUCUUGGCAAGGGGAUGGCAUCAAUGCUUAGUUCAUUAGGAGCCAAUGUUGUCAUUGCUGCCAGGCGUGCAGCUGUACUGGAAAAUACUGCAACUGAAAUUUCAAGUCAUACUGGGAACCCAGUCCUUCCUGUACAGAUGGACAUUCGAGAUCCAUCUGCUGUGGCAGCAGCUCUAGAUGCUUGUGAAGCUAAAUUUGGGCUCCCCAACAUCAUCAUCAAUAAUGCUGCUGGGAAUUUUAUAUCACCCUCAGAGAGACUUAGUCCCAAUGCAUGGAAGACCGUUACAGACAUUGUGCUCAAUGGUACAGCCUUUGUCACUUUGGAGGCUGGCAAGCGACUCAUCAAAGCAGAACAAGGAGGAGUGUUUCUCUCCAUUACAACUACAUACACCCGCUCCGGCUCUGGCUUUGUUUCGCCAAGUGCAUCAGCCAAAGCAGGAGUUGAAACUUUAACAAGAUCUUUAGCUGCAGAGUGGGGAAGAUAUGGGAUGCGCUUCAACUGCAUUGCUCCUGGACCAAUUGAAACCGAAGGCGCAUUUAGUCGCCUGGACCCGACUGGUUCCUUUGUCAAUUCUGCCCACAAACGCAUUCCAGCAGGACGGUUGGGAGAAGUUGAAGAAUUAGCUAACCUGGCUACAUAUUUAGUCUCAGAUUAUGCCUCUUGGAUAACAGGAGAGACUCUUGCCAUGGAUGGUGGGUCAUCACGCUUCCAUUCAGGGGACUUCAAUUCACUUAUACGCUUGACGUCAGACCAGUGGGAUGAAAUGGAGAGACUGAUUAGGAAAAGUGCAAAUAAAGACAGAGUUCGCCUGCAAGCCAAACUUUAAAACCUUGAAUUAGUGGGGGCAUCAUGCUGAGAUUUUAUCAUGUCUUUAAUACCUCUGUCUUUUUCUCUUGUCAUGUUGUAUAACUAUUGUACUACUCGAGUUACAAAAGGUGUUAAAAGAUCUCCUAUGUCAGUGUAGCAAGCAAACUGAAGUGGUUGUGUAAAACAACUUGCUCAGUGAUAUAUGUAAUUGAAGCAGUAGCAACUCUAUGUGAUGGAUGUAUGGAAGGAAACUCAGAGGACUUGCUAUCAUUUGUUACUUUUGUACACUGAACCAUGGAAUACUUUUGUGCUUGCAUGUCAUUAACAUUUUUACUGACUUUCCACAGCAUCCAGUGAAUCUUUGAUGCUUAUAACAACAGAGUUCAUUGCAUGCUGGCAUCCUUAGAUUACCUUUAGGGGUUUGUUAGUUUCAAUCUUCAUUUUCCUUUUUUUAGUGUUUGCUGUAUUAUAUUCCAAGCAAAUACCUCUAUCUAUACAACAUUAUCUAAUUUUCCUGGAUUUCAAUAUUUACUCACUUCUUAUAGUAAAUAAACAAAUGGAUAAACUUAAGCUGUGGAGUUGCAGUGAAGUGUUAAAAGGUUUGAUACAGGAGGAAAGUAGUCAGCACUGUUGGUAACAAUGUCAUUCUCAGACUGACUCAAAACAUAGUAAGAAAUAUUUGUUGAAAUUGCUUUUGAAAAACAUUGUGUUGUAUGAAAUCUAUAUGCAUGGUGGCAGUCAUGCAAACUAUUGCCAGUAGAGUUGUUGCUGUUAUUUAUGAGUAUGCAAGCAUGAAUGCACAUUCUGUAACAGUUGGAAGAAGAUAUUAGAUAAUCAGUUUAAUUGCAGGAUCAUUUAGGAGCCAAAAUGGUAAACAGUCCUGUUGUUGAUAUUCACAACAAAAUAGAGGCCAUCUCUAAAUAAUAAGAGGGUGUUUAGUAUAAGGUGGAGUGGAUUUUAAGCAAAAUUUUGAAAAGUUCAUAUUACAUGGUGAAUGAUUAACCAUGUACUUUUGUUUAAGUUUUAACUAAUGACUACCAGGUGAACUUUCUGAGGGAAAGUUGUUGAUCCAAAUGCUUUCUUGAAAUGUACAUGGAAUAUAGUGAAUAGUUUUGUCUCAAUACAUACACUCAGUGAAUUCCAGUAGAGCUUUCUGAAGAAAAUUACUUCUGUCUUCUAAGCAAGAAUCAUAGUAUAUUAAAAUAGUUAGAUACCAUGUGCAGUCUUUGAUUGUGAUGAUUUUAACCCAUCUUUUCAUACCAUACCUUUUGGAGUGAGGGACAUUGUAAUGGACUUACCUAUCCUCCCUACUAUGUGUGCUGCAUGCAACUUUUCACACUUUCAUUUUACAAAAAUCUCACUUUCUUUGCUCUUCACUGACCUUCACCUGAUUCAUUUCACUUCCAUCAGUCUUUAAGUCCUGCAAACUUUUCCCAGCUUACUAAGCAAACAUAAUCCCUUAUAUAACUAUUACCCUUGUUCUUGCAAUCUUUAUGAUAUAAUACAUAACUGUCUUCAUUUAUAUGGUAAUUCUUAUCUCCAUGCCAGUUCACAUAUAAGAAGCAUCAUGUACUACCACUUAACCUCAUAGCUUUAACACUCCCAGCCCAUUUCCUUUAAAUAUAGCAAAUACCAUUUUGUGAGACACCACCAGUUAAUUCCUUUUAACAAGACUCGGGAUCUGGUGACAUGAAGCAGCAUCAAAACAUUAUCCUUUGAGUUAAGUACAGUGUUUGAGUCUUGAAAUAUUGACUUCUAUCCUUGCUGUACCAAUUUUAAUAUCCUACAUACAUAUAUCCUGCAGUGCAGUAGAGCUGUUCAUGAGACUAUCCCUUUCCACCUGGGGCCAAUGGUGGUGUGUGGAUGAUGUGUAUAAAAUGUGUGGUGCUUUGUCUGGGUUAUUUCAUGUAUGAUUGCCAGCCAGUACAGUAGACACACAAGACACUGUGAGUUUGACAUCUCUUUUAUGCUAUCUUAUAACAGACUGUUGGUCAAGAUGGAGGAGAGUUCCGCUACAUGGCUGGCGAGUUCAACUUGUUGAACAGAGUCACUCCUGAGCAGUGGGACAUGAUGGCCAAGAUGAUACGAACUACCAACAAGACUUCCAAGGAUAAAUAAAGUAUACACUUUUUCUAUGCAUUUGUAAAGCAGUCACUUUUCAGAAAAUUAAAUAUUUGUUUUAGUAAUGAAAAUAAACCUUCAUAUAUAUUUUCCUUAAUAAUGUCAAUUUUGUAUCUCCUGUCUUCUGAAAUUAACUUUAUUUCCUAAUUAUUCUAUAUCAUAUAAUUAUUUCUUCUUUAUUCUAAAUUGAUAUAUAUAUAUAUAUAUAUAUAUAUAUAUAUAUAUAUAUAUAUAUAUAUAUAUAUAUAUAUAUAUAUAUAUAUAUAUAUAUAUAUAUAUAUAUAUAUAUGAAGGCUAAUUAAUAACUUGUAUUGGGAUUUGGAUUCCUAUCUUAAUCUUUGGUGCAGUACUUGUUACAUUACUCAUCAGUUGCAAGAUCUUGGUGUGAUACACUGACUGCUUAAAGUUGUAUAAACAAAGUGUACAUCAGCAAUAGUGUAUAGCAAAUAAUGGAAAGUCUUUUAAAAAGAUAUUCAUUGCAUAUUUUGUAUGCUUCAUGCACACCACAUGAUAUGUACAUAGAGAUGUUAAUGAUGUAUUAUGAUUGACAAUUAUGCAUCUAAAUAUGCAUAAACAUAUAGGAAGAGUUUGUACAUUUGUACUACAUUUUUUGUAAGUAAACCAUUGAAAUUUU
This is a messenger RNA of Portunus trituberculatus (swimming crab), 3887 nucleotides long. Its product is annotated as 2,4-dienoyl-CoA reductase [(3E)-enoyl-CoA-producing], mitochondrial-like. The record is from RefSeq and is a predicted model, not a curated record. The coding region runs from base 102 to 1151 and encodes 349 amino acids. NCBI's taxonomy places the organism in Eukaryota, Metazoa, Arthropoda, Malacostraca, Decapoda, Portunidae. Gene Ontology annotation, cellular component: mitochondrion. Gene Ontology annotation, biological process: fatty acid beta-oxidation. Gene Ontology annotation, molecular function: 2,4-dienoyl-CoA reductase (NADPH) activity. The transcript is spliced from 7 exons.